UUUUUUUUUUGCUUAUAUGAGUUAUGAUGCGUAGGCCUUAGUUGGAACAAAGGGACUUUUGGUGGAAUUUGUACUAUUCUGAUUGUUGUGCUUCUGUCAUGAUUUUGUUUUUCUGUGGAAUUUAUAGGAAUUUUGAUUGUUGUGCGAUGAAGAAAGAAAAGUAAUUGUUUUUGUUGGGGAUUGUGUUUUCUGUGCUUGAGGUCACAAUCCAUUUGUUUGCUUGCAGUUGUUCUGCUGUGAAUAGUUGCCUUGCAAUUGUUUAAUUGUGACUGCUGCUUGGUCUGUUAGGUGUCUGAUUAUUGUUACUUUGCCCUGGUUUUGUUCUUUGUUAAAUAAAAUAAUGUAUGCAAUGUGUAAGUAUGGAUAGUGUUUGAUUGAUAGGAUCGGUGUACUUUCCAGCUUUGAUGGCUUCAUUAACCUUACCUUCGUUUCUUGAUGCAUUUAGUGUAAUUGAUCCUCUAUUCAGGAAUUUAUCUUUGUUGAUGGAUUGUGUGAGUGGCAGCAGCUUUUGUCACCUCCAUAUGCGAUUUCUGUGUUAGUUUGGCUUUCUUUGGACCUGAGAUGAUAGAGCACUUUGUGGAAAAUUCUAGUUUAAUCUUAGGUAGCUACAGUUUCAGGAUAUGUGUUGCCAACUUAUCUUGAACUCGUACAUGAUUUAUUCACAUUGCUUAAAUAACAAUGGAUGCCUAAGGUGAAAAGUGUGUCAACUGGAAUUGAUGGUUAAUUUUGUGAACAUCUGGCAAGAUAGAGAUUAGGAAUUCUCAAGUAGGGCAGUUACCGAUGUUAUCAGAACAGCUGGUGGUUCAGCAAAAAUUUGCGUGGCUUGUUGGUUGUCAAAUUUACUCUGCAAUCAUGACUGCGAUUUCAGUGUAUGCUGUCCAUGGUGUCUUUCGAUAGUAUGUAAGCUGCAGUUUUAAAUCGAACUUCCAGGGAGGUAUUGAGUAUAUGGAAUUGUAAGACUGUCCAGAAACCUUAUAUAAAUGAUAAACAAUAGACAAGUCACAAAGAUUUUGAAGAUCUAAUACUGUUUUAAAUGAAAAUAUAUCAAAACAAUCUUUACAUGGAAUAACUUGGUGCAGAGGAUUGUUAUAUUUUUCAUCUGUUCCUUUUCUGUUACGAAAUUUUGAGGCAUAAACAUUAGCAUUUCUACAUACGUAUUCAAUCAAUCUGAAGUAGCAAAAUUGGGAACUUGAAUCAAACGGAAGCAGCAGUCAUCAGAAGUGCCCUUUCCUUUGGACAUCCAUGUCAAUCUUCUGUUCAGUUUGUUCAUCACUCUGUGUCCUUUUUCCUAUUUUUUGUUCAACUUGCUGGUAACCUGGUAACCAUAGAGGCUACUGGUACUAGCAGUUAUUGCCUUCCUUUAAUAGGCAGCAUUUGGAUUGGGAGUUUGGAGUGCUUUCCAAGACUUGGCAUGUUAAUUCCUUCUGCUAUGCUUUGUCAUCCAACCGAUUUAAUCUUAGGUUUCUGAAGGAGAUCAUUCAUAUGUGGUUGUAACUCUCCUUAACAGAUGGUAUUGACUGCAUACAAUUUUAUUUAUUACACGAGCACCGGAAGUUGGACCACGAAAAGAUAGAUAUUAAGGCACAAGAUGCUUUUUAUAUGUAUUUCAAAACUUGUAGUCAUCCUAAAAUAUUAGGCAUGUCCACUGAUGAGGUCUUGGUUAGCAAAGAUAAACUUCAGGUUGAAAAGGAAGAAACAAGUAAAAAGUAAGGAAAAAAAAGAAUAAGAUAAAGAAAAGGCAAAAGAUGAGCCGGAGAGUAUGGACCAGUUGGACAUUGUUACACAACUGAUAACACUUUCCUUUCAGACAAUGAGGCUUCCAAGUAACACGCAGUUAGGACUUACAAAAUUCUUGGUCAGGGUAAGUUUCCCUUGUUGAAGACUACAUGGUGCAGAAUCUCAGACAGAGGUAGGGUUGUUCUCGAUGGACAGCAAAAUAAUUCAUCUCUGCAGUUUCUCGCACUUUUCCCCUAAUGUUUUUCUCUGUGGGACGGGUUUGAUGCUUUGUCCAUUGCUUUUACCUUAGGUUGGACUACCCUUCGUCAGUAUCUCUUUAAAUGGAGGACUUCUCCAAGAAUGAAGUGAUCAUGCAAUCAUUAUUAUGUACUGCUGGACGCUUUGCAGCUACGCAAUGCUUCAUGAUAGUUCUAGAUUGGGUUCCUUGUGGACCCACUUGUGGAUUCUUGUAGAUCAACUUGUUUUGAUGAAUUCUCACGGUGGAGUUUGCUGAUUGGAGCUGUUCAACCUUAGUUGGAAUUUGUAGUUGCUGGUUUCAAUUGAUAUUCUACAAUGUGCGAGAAAGCAACAUUGUCUGAGGUGUUUUGCCCAUUUGGAGGGGCAAGUAGACAUGCCUUUGUAGGUUUUAGGACUUUUUCCUUAACUAUUUCCUGGAUGCAGGGCUUGUAGUAGUUAAGUUCAUACAUAAGGCUCAAUGGGAGGCAUAGUGAUUGAACAUUCAGGGACUCCAUGUUCUGAGACAAUAAACAUGCACAACGUAAUAUUUAUGAGUGAUGCUGACGUGGUUCAGAAUUUCCAUGAGGGCUACUUGCCUGAGGAUGGAACACGUGAAGAAAAAUCCUAUUCUACAGAAGCCCUUGACAGAGGAUACUUGGAAUAUGGCUGUUCUCACUAUCGGCGUAGAUGUCGCAUUAGAGCCCCUUGCUGCAAUGAAAUAUUCGUCUGCAGGCAUUGUCAUAACGAAGCUAAGAACAAUAUCAACAUUGACCAGAAACUUCGACAUGAGAUUCCUCGUCACAAGGUGGAAAGGGUUAUAUGCUCGCUUUGUGAUACUGAGCAAGAGGUUCGGCAAGUUUGCAUCAGUUGUGGCGUGUGCAUGGGGAAGUAUUUCUGUGAAACCUGUAAGCUAUUUGAUGAUGAUAUAUCCAAGAGACAGUAUCACUGCAAUGGUUGUGGCAUUUGCAGGAUUGGUGGGAUGGAGAACUUCUUCCACUGUUCCAAAUGCAGAUGUUGCUAUUCAGUUUUGUUGAAGAAAAGCCACCCUUGUGUAGAGGGAGCAAUGCAUCAUGACUGUCCUGUUUGUUUUGAGUAUCUGUUUGAGUCGGUAAACGAUGUAACAGUCAUGCCCUGUGGACACACUAUUCACCAGAACUGUUUGAAGGAGAUGCAGGAACACUACCAAUAUGCUUGUCCUCUAUGCUCUAAGUCGGUAUGUAAUAUGUCAAAGGUGUGGGAGAAAUUUGACAUGGAGAUUGCCGCAGCACCAAUGCCUGAAUCUUAUCAAGACAAGAAGGUUUGGAUUCUUUGUAAUGAUUGUGGAAUUACCUCAGAAGUGCAAUUUCAUUUUGUGGCCCAGAAAUGUCCAUGUUGCAAAUCUUAUAACACCCGCCAAACAAGAGGCAGAUAGGAGGACCAAAUAUCAAUAGUCUGGCUGUGAUGUGAAAAUGAUUGCCGCCCAAUGUGGUUAGAAUGCUAUAUUCUGAGUGGGAAGUGAUUGGGCUUUUCAAAGCUGGCUCUUGCAGAAGAAACGAAGGAAAGAGGGGGUUCCAACAUGAUCCUGCUUGUAGCGCUUCUGGGGUUCUCGUACUUUUGCAUUUCCUCAAAAAAUUUCUGUUGUUCCUUGUGGUAGGUGUGGCAUCCACUACAAUUCUAAAUUCCUGCGUGAAGUAUCCAGUGUAUAUCAGAAGACACUGACUAAUUGUUCAGUGUUACCAAACUAGUGUUGGCAGCAUAUGUUUACCUUUAGCUUUAUUCAAUCAUUUCUACCAGAGUCCACAGCGAGUAAAAUGUGGCUGAGACCUGAUGCGUUGUGUCUGUGUGAUACCGUAAACUACAGAUCAAGAUAAAUGCAUUAGUUCAAAGUAUCAUUCUUUGCAGAAGGUACUUAAGACUUCGCUUGUUUCUUUUUUUAUUUUAUCACGUCAAAUCUAGUCAGAUUCUGCCGUCGGGUAUCGGUUUAUACUGGACUGGCUUAAUUUUGCAGUUCUUGGAUUUCCUUUUACUGGA
Nicotiana tabacum (common tobacco) is the source of this 3963-nucleotide messenger RNA. Its product is annotated as putative E3 ubiquitin-protein ligase RZFP34. Gene Ontology annotation, cellular component: nucleus. Lineage: Eukaryota; Viridiplantae; Streptophyta; Magnoliopsida; Solanales; Solanaceae. Gene Ontology annotation, biological process: ubiquitin-dependent protein catabolic process; protein ubiquitination. The record is from RefSeq and is a predicted model, not a curated record. Gene Ontology annotation, molecular function: ubiquitin protein ligase activity; zinc ion binding.